Penicillium hordei is the source of this 1383-nucleotide messenger RNA. RefSeq names its product putative C2H2 finger domain protein. The record is from RefSeq and is a predicted model, not a curated record. Bases 1 to 1383 code for a protein of 460 amino acids. NCBI's taxonomy places the organism in Eukaryota, Fungi, Ascomycota, Eurotiomycetes, Eurotiales, Aspergillaceae. The transcript has 3 exons.
AUGGCAGAAGAAGUGGAGGGGGUGCUCUGUACCUUUAAGGGCUGCAGACUUAACUUCGAUUCCGUCGGCGAGAUGCAACAUCAUAAGGCCAAUGCGGACAAGCAUUCUUACUGUAUGAAAUGUGACCUCAACUUCCAGUCUCAGCAGACCCUCCAUCUACACAAGAUUAUGAGCGACCGUCACUUUGCCUGCCCCGAAUGUUGUCUUGAGCUCCGCAGCGAGGCUGGUCUGGAAGUUCACAUGAGGAACAACCAUCAUGAAGGUCGUGCAAUCGCUUGCAUGGGUUGUGGUUGCAAGUACAAGUCCGCUUCUGCAGUCAUCAAACAUAUCGAAGACAGAGAAUGCCCUGUCCUUACCUUGCCCACAAAGUCCCUCGGGGGCACCAACUAUGACCUUCAGGGCGCAACAAGCGUUCUGACCAUGGGCAGAGAUUCUCCCGGACCGCAGUCCCCGCCAUCUGAUAGCUCUAACGAGGACCCAGAUACGGAUGGUGGCGUUCUGCUGGAUCUCUCUACACCCCGCAUGGAAGGAAAGCGCCCUGCUCGCGAUACCGAUGAUGCAAUUAAUCCUCGUGAUAACUGGCCCGACCUAGGCGCUCCAAUGACCCCAGGCAAAGAACAAGGAGGAAGCACCUCCACUGAAUCGCCCGGGGGUGUUCUCAUCGAUGAUAUUGUCGGUACCUCAAUGCGCCAAGUUAAUCCUUUCCUGUCUGCUCAAGAAGCCAUUGAGCAGUCGAGCGAGGCAGGGCCCUCUGGAUCUACUCUAGCUGUCCAAGGAGCAGGCCCUUCUAACUAUGUUAAACCAGCACGUUGCCGAGCCAUGGCUCACCGCAAGAUCCAAGGCGUGGACCCCGAGAGCUUCUGGAAUCAUGAGAAAUCUCGCUACUACUGCAACUGCGGUUCAUCCUUCUUGUACGUCACCACCUUUGAGUAUCAUCUCACGAUGGAGGAUGAAACAAUCAACGAUUGCCCUCGAUGCUUCAAACGAUUCAGGACCCUCGCCGCACUCGUCGCGCACAUGGAGGCUCGAUGGUCUAAAUGUGCUUUCCGUGUGACCACUGGCCAAAUUGAACAGGAACUCAGUGAAGUUACUCGUGGCUUUGUCGAUAUCCCGCAGAUGACCAGUGAUGAAAUGGAGCCCGGGGAGAUCGCUUUCGAUAUGAGUAGCCAGCCUGAGCAUAAUACUCCCGGUUCUUCGGAUGUAGGCGUCGCAUCUUUGAGUGCAGGUGAUGUCUCUUCGAAUGGAGAUGAUGUUUCUUCGAAUGCAGAGGCUGUAUCUUCCAAUGGAGGGGACGCUUCCUCAAACGUGGACUCUCUAAUGGAUGAUCUGGAGGGACUUGUCUUUUCCAAUACGCAAGACGAUGAUGACGAGGAGGAGCUUUAA